UUAGACCACAAGACACAUGAGUUUGUUCCUCUGAGAAAAGAAUAUGAAGUCAAAAAGGCAGAGGCUGAAAUUCAGCAGAUGAUCCAGAAGAGACAACUGAAGAUUCAGGAGAUCAAACGCUCAUUGAGCUUCAGUAAGGAAAAUGCAGACAGAGAGAUAGCAGAAGGUGUUCAGGUCUUCACUUCUCUGAUGGAGUCUGUUGAGAGAGGCCUGAAUGAGCUCAUUGACACAAUUGAAGAGAAGCAGAGAACGACACAGAAACAGACCGAAGAUCUCGUCAAAGAGCUGGAACAGGAAAUCUCUGAGCUGAAGAAGAGAAGCUCUGAGGUGGACCAGCUCUCACAGUCUGAAGACCACCUCCACCUCCUCCAAUUCGCCCCAUCCCCGAUAGCAGCUCCACCCACCAAAGACUGGACAAAGCUCAACGUCCAUCCACCGUCACACGAAGGGACUGUGGGGAGAGCUGCGUCUCAGUUGGAGGAGACACUCAGUCAACAGUUUACUGAGCUCUGUGUUUCUGAGCUGAAGAGGGUCCAAAGAUAUGCCAUAAAUGUGACUCUUGAUCCUGAUACAGCACAUCCUGAACUCAUCCUGUCUGAUGAUGGAAAACAAGUUAAACAUGGUGAUGUAAAGAAGAAUCUCCCAGACAAUCCAGAGAGAUUUUCUAAUUCUCUCUGUGUCUUAGGAAAGCAGAGUUUCUCUUCAGGCAGAUUUUACUGCGAGGUUCAAGUUAAAGGAAAGACUAAAUGGACUUUAGGAGUGGCCAGAGAGUCUAUAAACAGGAAAGAGAACAUCCCCCCGAGCCCUCAGGAGGGUUACUGGACUAUAUGUUUGAGAAAUGGAAAUAAGUACAAAGCUUUUGCUGAUCCCGAUGUCUAUCUCCGUCUGAAGUGGAGGCCUCAGAAGGUGGGGGUGUUUGUGGAUUAUGAGGAGGGACUGGUCUCCUUUUAUGAUGUACGUACUGCAGCUCUUAUGCAUUGCUUUACUGGCUGCUCCUUCACAGAGAAACUUUAUCUCUACUUUGGUCCUUGCCCUAAUGAUGGAGGUAAAAACUCUGCCCCUCUGAUCAUCACUCCUAUUGAACGCAACACUUAGACCAAUAACUUGAUUUUGCAUGAAAGCGGUCAGUGUUAACGGACCAAUGUGUAGGAGUUAGUGGCAUCUGGUGGUGAACUGUAGAAAGAGGACCCGCUCCCUCUGCAGAUAAAAACGUCUCAUUGUAUGGUAACAAAAACACAAUGAUGAUCUCAUCUUCAGGUGAUUAUACACUAAUGAAAACAUAGUUAAGUAUGUUAUAUUCUGUUUCUGUCGUAUUCUGUAAAAAGAGCCCCACUAUAUCUUACACACUGGACCUGUAAGAAAGAACAUAUUCAUUUGUAAUGCUUGCUGUAUUUUCUCUUUUAAUGAAUUGUGAAUGAUUUGGUUGUUGAUGAUUAAUGUGUCUGGAAUGAGUUGAAAUAUGUAUCAAUGAUGGACAUUAAGAAUAAAGCCAUUUUAUGUGAUUGCACAGAUGUUAUCUUAUGUUUUGUAAAUAUUUAAUUCAAUAUAAGUUUCUAAGAUUUCCAAAACAUCAUGUAAUAAAUGUCCACAGAAACAAGAAUCCAUUAUUUCUGUUGAGGUAUGUAUUCAUAUAGAACUUUAUAGAAUCAGGGAUUUUGCAUCAGUAAUUGUAUGUUUUUAUAUCUUUAUGAAGAAAUAAAUUCAUAUGGAAAAAUCUUGGAUGUGAGUUGUUUUUAAAUUCGCACCACUAAUAACUUUUUUAAAUAUAUUGUAUUCAUUAUUUAUAUUUUGCAU
Molecule: messenger RNA, 1794 nt
Organism: Morone saxatilis (striped sea-bass)
Lineage: Eukaryota; Metazoa; Chordata; Actinopteri; Moronidae
Product: E3 ubiquitin-protein ligase TRIM21-like
Exons: 1
Molecular function (GO): protein binding
Source: RefSeq, a predicted model, not a curated record